Molecule: messenger RNA, 347 nt
Organism: Staurois parvus
Lineage: Eukaryota; Metazoa; Chordata; Amphibia; Anura; Ranidae
Source: the annotation of a GenBank genome assembly
UAUCAAUGGAGACCAAGAUACCAACGGACCAGAUAGUAAUAACUGAAAUGUAUUUUGAUGGAUUCCAUCGCUCCUUCUCUGACACAGAUGAUUUGGAUACAAUCCAUGAAAGCGACUGCAUAUUUGCCUUUGAAACUCCAGAAAUAUUCCCAUCUGAAGGAAUUCUAGGCCAGAGAGGAAUCUGUGUGAACAAUAACCAGAAUUAUGUGAGGAAUGGGAUUGACCAUAAUCGGUCUCCCCAUUAUUCGUCUGGCUCAACAAGGCUUCCUGUGAACAGGUUUGGCAUUACUGACCGAAUAGUUAUCCUGGUCUGUAACAGAGCAUAUAGUGGACAACAUGGCAAGAGG